UUGGCUGCGCGCUGGGCGGGCCUCUCCGGGUCCCCUGCAGUCAUUGGCUCGGUGCGGUUUCCUUGGGGACGUGGCGCCGCUGGCGGCCGGGCCUCCUUCCGGCUGUGCUGGGAGCCACGGGGACCGGCUGAGCACCAGGCUGGGCUGUGCAAAGGGACGAGCGGGCCUCGGGAUCCCGCUUCAGGCUUAGGAGAUGCCUGGGACUAGGAGGCCACCCUCUCAGAGCAAAAGGAAACGGAGGUGACAGACAUCGAGACCACUGAAGGGAAUCCAUGGCUAGGAUCAGUUUUUCCUACCUCUGCCCAGCCUCCUGGUACUUCACUGUGCCCACCGUGAGCCCAUUUCUCCGUCAGCGGGUGGCGUUCCUGGGACUCUUCUUUAUACCUUGUCUCCUUUUACUUCUGUUAAUCAUGGAUUUACGACAUUGGGCCACCUCGCUACCACGAGAUAGGCAGUAUGAGAGGUAUUUGGCUCGGGUAGGAGACCUCGAAGCCACCAACACAGAAGACCCAAAUCUGAAUUAUGGGCUCGUGGUAGACUGUGGAAGCAGCGGUUCCCGGAUUUUUGUUUACUUCUGGCCAAGGCAUAAUGGGAACCCCCACGACUUGCUGGACAUCAAACAGAUGAGAGACCGGAACAGCCAGCCUGUGGUUAAGAAGAUAAAGCCAGGGAUCUCCGCAAUGGCAGACACUCCAGAACACGCUAGCGAUUACCUUCGACCUCUGCUGAGUUUCGCCGCUGCUCAUGUGCCUGUGAAGAAGCACAGGGAAACGCCCCUUUACAUCCUCUGCACAGCGGGCAUGAGGCUGCUUCCCGAGAGGCAGCAGUUGGCUAUCUUGGCAGAUUUAGUGAAAGAUUUGCCGUUGGAGUUUGACUUCCUCUUUUCACAGUCUCAGGCCGAAGUGAUCUCUGGGAAGCAGGAAGGAGUUUAUGCGUGGAUUGGAAUCAACUUUGUUCUGGGAAGAUUUGACCAUGAAGAUGAGUCAGAGGUGGACACCUCCGUGGACUCUACCGCAGGCCGCAGGAGGACAGUGGGAAUCCUGGACAUGGGAGGAGCCUCUCUCCAAAUCGCCUACGAAGUUCCUACCUCAGCCUCUGUCCUUCCUCCCAAACAGGAAGAGGCUGCCAAGAUCCUGCUGGCCGAGUUCAACCUGGGCUGUGACGCGCAGCACACGGAGCACGUGUACAGGGUUUACGUCACCACCUUUCUGGGCUUUGGGGGCAACUUUGCCCGGCAGCGCUAUGAAGACCUUGUGCUGAAUGAAACGCUUAACAAAAACAGACUGCUGGGCCAGAAGACAGGCCUGAGUCCCGACAAUCCCUUCCUGGACCCCUGUCUGCCUGUGGGACUCACAGAUGUGGUGGAGAGGAACAGCCAGGUCCUUCACUACCGAGGAAGGGGAGACUGGGCGGCCUGUCGGGCGAUGCUGAGCCCCCUGCUGGCGCGCUCCAACACCAGCCAGGCCUCGCUGAACGGUAUUUACCAGUCCCCGAUCGACUUCAACAACAGCGAGUUCUACGGCUUCUCGGAGUUCUUCUACUGUACCGAGGAUGUGCUGCGCAUCGGCGGCCGUUACCACGGGCCAACAUUUGCCAAGGCUGCUCAGGAUUACUGCGGCAUGACUUGGUCGGUGCUAGCCCAGAGAUUCAAGAACGGCCUCUUUUCUUCACACGCAGAUGAACAUCGACUCAAAUACCAGUGUUUUAAGUCAGCUUGGAUGUAUGAAGUCCUGCAUGAGGGGUUCCACUUCCCCUACGACUACCCGAACCUGCAGACGGCACAGCUGGUGUACGACCGAGAGGUGCAGUGGACGCUGGGAGCAAUUCUGUAUAAAACCCGAUUCCUGCCACUCAGGGACCUUCGGCAGGGAGGCGUCCGGCCAGCCCACGGCAGCUGGUUCCGCCUUUCCUUCGUCUACAACCACUAUCUCUUCUUUGCUUGCACCCUGGUGGUGCUUCUCGCCAUCGUCCUGUACCUUCUGCGCAUCCACAGAAUCCACCGCAGACAAACUCGAGCCUCUGCGCCACUGGACCUGCUGUGGAUCGAGCAAGUGGUGCCGAUGAUUGGGGUACAGGUGGGGCCGUGAGGCUGGAGCGGAAGUGGAGAAACCCCAGUUCCUUCAGAUUGCUGCUGCUGCUGCUGCUUACUGAAUUCCUCUACUUCCUCGAACUGGCCUCCGAUGCUGCUUCUUCGGCCUGCGAAUUUCUACUUUUUCACUUUGAUUUCUUUCUGGUGCCCAGGACGGGACCUCUUCUCAGAAGCUGCAAUUUAACUUUCGAGGAACUAAAUGUUGAGAGGCUGGUGCUAAACUUAGCCCAAAUGAAGCAUGCUUCUCCUUUAUCUCAGAAAUCUGAUCUGUUUCUGGGACGUAGCAUUUUUCCCCCCUUGCUGAAGCAAGAUUUUGAUUGGGCAACCGGAGGCGUGGUUGAAGCCAGCGUGGACUGACUGCUACAAAGCCAGAGAAAUUCUGCAAGUGCGGUUGCCCCUGUUUUCUCUGUAACAGAGAGAGAUCCUUAUGUGGAGAUCCACAGCCUUGAAUAGGGACCCAAGAUCUCUGAGGUUCAGUGGACCAGAUUUCAAGGCAACCAAAAUGAUACAACUUCCUUGCUUACUUGACAAGCCAUUGCGGGUGUGCUCUGAGAUCUCUGGCAGUGUUUCUGAUUUGUUAUAUAGAUCUGAGAGGUUCUAGCGCCUUUGAAAUGAAUGACCUAUUGAAGGUCUGACAGUAUUUUAUAUGAUACUUGGUCUGACCAGUAUAGAAAACAUUUCCAUGUCGAUGUGCCUCACAGGCUGCUUGGGCAUUAAUGUUGCCUUUAGAGCCUUAAGUGUGCUUGUAGAACAGAGAGACCACGAUGGGGACCAGGGACCUAGGUUUGCCUGUUUCGGGUUACUGUCUCACAGGCAUAAAGCAUGCAGAACAUUCAAAGUGACUUCCCUCAUUUCACUGCUAAGAUUUUAUGUAUAUUUUGGGAAGGGAUGUAUUUUGUUUUGUUUUGUUUUAAGAAAGAAUAGCAUCAGGAGAGUGGGCAAAGGCAAUAAAUCCAACGGUUUUUGUUUUUGUUUUCCUGUUUUGUUUUGUUUUGAGACAGGGUCUCUGUAGCUCUGGCUGUCCUUGUGGAAUCUGCUCUAUAGACCAAGCUGGCCUCAAACUCAGACUCACAGAGACCUGCAUCUCCUUCCCAAGUACUGAGAUUACAGGCAUGAGUCAUCGUGCCUGGCUUAAAGUCAAAGUUCUUACUUUUUUUUUUUUUUGAGAUGCUCGAAAGACAGCAAAUUCUAAACUUUGGAAUGACUAGAUAAAUCUGCCAUGGAGCAGCCUGGCCACUUUCUGGAUGUCUGUCACAGAUAGCUCUCCCAUUAAUGGGAAGAGGAAAGCCACAUUCCUGAUGUUCUCACCUCCUGCCUCUCAGACACGGGCUUCUCUGCCGUUCCUGCUGUAGUCCACGCUCACGAGCUCCUCCUGCCCUACGGACCUCUCUUUAUUUUCUGGACAGAACCAUGAGGGCCGGCCUGGGAUUGUUCCCGGGGCUGAAGCAGUAGUUUGAUUUCCUCUUUUGGGGGGAGUAAGGCAGGUCUCAUGAGCCCAAUUUUCUCAGUAGCCAAGGCCAGCCUCGAACCCCUGAUCCUCCUGCCUCUGUCUCUUUGAAGUGCUGGCUUUCAGGGUGUACAUUACCAGGCCUGGCUCAUUUUUUUUUUGUUUUUGUUUUGCCAAAGCCUCUUAUUUCUAGGGUUAGAAUACAGAAGAAAAAAAAAUCAAGGAAUAACAAUGAAUUUCUUUAAAAAUAAAUUCCUACUGGGAAUAGAAGGAAAUUAAAUGAUUUAUGAAAUAGAGAAAAAAAAUGGUCAAGAUGGUCUUAGGGAUAAGCCAACGUGAGGGUGAGUGUAUUGGAUCAGCCUUUAGGCAAAUUAUAAUUAUCAUCAUCUCUUCUCCCUUCUCCUCCUCCUCUCCCUUCCUCCCUUUCUCCUCUCCCCCUCCCUCUUCUUCCUUCUCCUUUCCCCCAUCCUCCCCUUUCUUCCUCUUCUUCCUUCUUCCCCUCCUCCCCUUCCUCCUCCCCUCCCUCACCCCCCUUUUUUUUUGAGGCAGGGUGUCACUAAAGUAACCCGGGCUGGCCUGAUUCUCAACGGUCCCCCUGCCUCAGCCUCCUGAGUGAUCACAGGUGUGCGCCACCAUGUGAGCACACUAGCUGAGUGCACAUCUAGCAGAAAUUUUUUUUUUUUUAAUUUUGAGUCCUUUUCAUUAGGACUGUGCCGUUGACAUUUCUAAUAUUCAGCUGUCUCAGCUGUCUCGAUUCUCCAUCAUUCUAAUUUUUAAGUCCCAUGACUGAGCCUCUGCUUUUUUUUUUUUUUUUAAUGCUGCUUUAAACUGUUCUUCCUAGCCGUUCGCUUCCUCGGGGAACGUUCAGCUUCCUCUCCGUCUCUGUAUAGCUGUCUCGAGUUUCCAGGCAGGGUAACGGUGACCAUAUUCAUGUGCGCUAACUGAAGCGGGUGGGAGGUGGUAGCUAGUCCAGCUGUGACACUCUCUUUACUGAACUUCCUCUUCGUCAGCAUGGUACUAGAAGGUACCAUUUGUCAAGCACUUGUUUGUAUCACUCUUAAGAAUGUUGUGUUCUUUCUUAUAUAUUAUUUAAUCAUCGCGGCAGCCUUUCGGAUUGAUACCCCUACAUUCUUUUUAUAGUUGGAAAAAAAAUCUCAGGAUGCCUAUCUUUAUCAUUUCUCAAUAUAAAUAUAUUUCUUAAUUUAUUUUAAUUAGUCUUUGAGUUUCUGUUUGGUGCAUUAUAUCCUGUUUAUUGCUUUCAUAUCAUGGGAUCCAGACUUACCUUUAUGACCAUAAGACUUCCCAGAGUUCCAUAGGUUAGGAACAAGAAGGGACAGACACUGUUAUGUGGCCGAGAGGAACUAAGCAGAUUUCCCUCGACUUGUCCCUGUGGGUAGACUUCAAAUGGAAUCUCAUUAGCAAGUUUUCACUGCAUCUGUUUUAGUAUUUUUUUUUAAAUACUUUUGGUUUUAUGCUUAAGCAAUUAGCUUAACUUUGCACAACUUUUUCUUACCCUCAACAUUCCAAUAAUAUAAUUACAAUCUGAAUGAAGGUACAAAUGCCUAAUAGGGAUAUCUACCUCAUUAAGGAACAUAGUGGUGAUUCUUGGGGAGUUUCCAGGCUGGGAUUUGUAUGUGACUUCAUUUUAGCUGGACUAGGAAUUAAGUAGGAGUAACAUUGGCUGUUUCAGAGUCUCUUAAAUUGGUCUCUUAGUUUAUGUUUUAGCCUCAGUCUUUGCUGUGGGGAUGGUAGACUUCUGCCAAAUUCGUGAAGAUUUUGCUGGCAUUAUAAAAAUUUGUAUGUUCAAAAAUGUGGACUAAAAACCAAGUUUUGGCACCUUUGACUAACAAUACAGCAUAACAAAUAUUUUUGUAAAUCAUGAUUGCAAAACAAUGAUUGAAAACAAAUACUUUUAGGUAAUGGUUUGUUACCUAAUUGUGGGUGGCUCCUUGGCCACUACCACCUUCUAACUUGGAUGUGAUCUAACUAAAGAAACUGUUGUACCCUGCAUGUCCUAUUGAUGCCAGGCUUUCUGUUUUUGUGGGAGGCUUGUUAAGGUUCUAUUUUAAGUCAGCUUUGUCUUGUUUUAUAUCCCCAUCGGCUGUCAUUGAAGUGUUUCAUAUUUCCCCUUUGUCUAGUAUUUUAUUAUUUGUUUGUUAAUAACUAUCGUUAGAGGGACAGAGGAGAAUCACACACCAGCAGACCAUUUUCAUUUUUGGAAAUCUGAGCAAUAAAGAGACUCUUUUUUAUAUUUUAAAA
Messenger RNA from Apodemus sylvaticus (European woodmouse), 5795 nucleotides. RefSeq names its product ectonucleoside triphosphate diphosphohydrolase 7 (gene Entpd7). Lineage: Eukaryota; Metazoa; Chordata; Mammalia; Rodentia; Muridae. The transcript is spliced from 13 exons. Gene Ontology annotation, biological process: nucleoside diphosphate catabolic process. The record is from RefSeq and is a predicted model, not a curated record. Gene Ontology annotation, molecular function: nucleoside diphosphate phosphatase activity. Bases 273 to 2087 code for a protein of 604 amino acids. Gene Ontology annotation, cellular component: membrane.